AUGAUAUGGAAAAUAUAAUAAAAAAGAAUAACAAUUCUGUAAGUGCUGAAGUUAAUGGUUUUUCUGUCUAGAGUCAUUACAAAACCAUAAGAUCUUAGAGAAAGGAUAGAUAAUAAAAUAAGUGGAGUAUUCUUGUUCCAAGCACUUGAUUAAAAUGAGAAAAACAUAAUUAUCUAUACAAUGGAAGAAAAACACUUCAAUCUUGAGGAUUGGAUCAUUCAUUAAGAAGAUGCAUUAUAUGUAGUGGUUGAUGGCCAACUCGACUUUUACAGAACAUAAGGAUCAAGAACCGAAGCUAAUCAAAUAAUACUAAGGUGGAGACAUGUUUGAUGAGUUUGCUCUCUCUACACCAUCUAAUCUAAUAACGAUUCAGGCUUAUUUGCUUAGAUAGAUCUACUUCCAAUGCUAUUGUCCAAGAAGCAACUGUAAAAAGAAUGGAAUAUGACGAAGAAGUACUAUUUAAAGUUGAAAUACUGAAUCUAUUGGUUCUUAUGAACAAACUUAAAUAUGAGAUGGCAUUUUAAAGCUCAAGAAUAUAUUAUCAAAGAAGGAGAGAAGAGAGAUAUAGGUUCUAUAUAGUAAAAGGAACUUUAAUAGUAUUUUAAUCAAAUGAAGAUGUUCUUAGUUUAGUGAUUAUUUUGGUGAAUUGGUUCUUAUUAAUUAACACCAAAACAAGCUGCUGUUUUAGCUAAAGUAAAAUUGGUUAAUAAUUUUAUAUUGAUAGUGUAGUUGUAUAUUUUGAUUAUCAACUCUUUACUAGACUUAUAGGACCCAUUGAAAAUAUUUUGA
This is a messenger RNA of Paramecium sonneborni, 789 nucleotides long. The record is from the annotation of a GenBank genome assembly. Lineage: Eukaryota; Ciliophora; Oligohymenophorea; Peniculida; Parameciidae.